Messenger RNA from Nymphaea colorata (pocket water lily), 3003 nucleotides. Its product is annotated as putative metallophosphoesterase At3g03305. The record is from RefSeq and is a predicted model, not a curated record. The transcript is spliced from 4 exons. Gene Ontology annotation, molecular function: hydrolase activity. Lineage: Eukaryota; Viridiplantae; Streptophyta; Magnoliopsida; Nymphaeales; Nymphaeaceae. The coding region runs from base 236 to 2473 and encodes 745 amino acids.
ACGGUAUUCCGGCCACGAGGCUUCCGCUCAUAUUCCCUGUCAGAAAGCAAGAAGAAGAAUUGGCGAAGCCGAAUAAAAUAAUCAUAUUCCUCACAAUUGGAAUCGUUCCGCGGCUGAUACGAUGGAUUGAAAGUUUGACAGUCGAGCACGUCCAUUCCAUCUUCGUUUAUAUGAUCUAAUUCGUGAAUUCUCGAGAACAACCCGAUGCUUCCUACCACGCAACGAUCCGUCGGGAAUGCUACCACAUUCGUUUUUGUUUCGUUUUUUUCUUCUGCUGUAUCUCUUUCUCUCAAUUUCUCACGCGGAUUCCUUGCCCCGAGAAGAAGGGGGAGAAGACGAUGAUUCUUCUGUGUCGAGGGAGGUUUUCUUCCUGGACGGAGGCCCUUCGGACGUCACUUGGGUCGUUCAGAUUACUGAUUUGCACUUGAGCUCUUACCAUCCUGACCGUGCAGAUGACCUGAAGAGAUUGCUGGCUCCUGCUUUGAGAAUUGUCCGGCCGUCUCUUCUUCUUAUAACAGGAGAUCUUACUGAUGCCAAAAGCAAAGACAGAACAACGACACGGCAGGAUUUGUCUGAAUGGCUCCAGUAUAAACAGACCAUGGAAGCUGUUGCUAAAGAAAGUGGCAUGAGCUUGAGAACUUUCAUCGACAUUAGAGGCAAUCAUGAUAAGUAUGGAGUUCCUUAUGUCGGAGACAAGCUGGAUUUUUUCUCAAAUUAUAGCAUAAGCUCUCAAUUCAACAGGCUGACCACCGUCCAGAGCAUCUGUCUCAUGGGGAAGGAGUGGAAUUAUGUAUUUCUGGGUUUGGAUGAUUCGCUAGAAGUUGGCCUCCGUUGUCCAUCAAAUUUAUUUGGACAUACAAACGACAAGAGGCUGCAGUCUUUGAGCUCAGAACUUCAAUAUUGGGAUGCUCAUCUUGAUGGGCCAGUUACCAAGGUUGUAUUUGGCCAUUUCCCUAUGUCAUUUAUUAGGUCAUCAGAAACGGGACAAUGUUAUGAAAAUAUAUUUGCAAGGGAAUCAGUUUCUGCUUACCUAUGUGGUCAUUUGCAUGCAAAAUUCAGUAAGCAUCUUUGGAGGCACCACCUAAUCCAAAACACAGUUGGUGCAAGACAAGGUGUAGUUGGUGAAUUUUGGGAAUGGGAGCUUGGAGACUGGAAGGAGUAUAAACUGUUUAGGAUUCUAGGAAUAGAUCAUGGUCAUGUAUCGUUUGUUGAUCUUUCUCUUUCAGACUUGUUCCAUCCUGGGAAGGGAUUUCAGACUGCAAUCCUUGUUACUUAUCCCCUUGACUCAAGAAACAUGAAUAGUAUGAACAUAAAAAGUUCGGAUGCCAGAGAUGAUGUUAGUGCCCUUAUCUUCUCUACCACCCCCAUCAAUCAAGUCAAGGCAAAAAUAUUUGAUUCUUCCAGAGAUUUUGAGUUGGUUGAAGAAUUACUGCUACAUCAGAGCUACAGUAGUAGCACAUCAUGCUUAUAUCGUGGAAGUUUGAAUGCUAGUAAGUAUAGGCAUAUGCCUCCAACACGCUUCUGGCUCCAAGUGAUGGCUGUGGAUAUUCAUGGCAAUGAAACUGCAACUGAAUUGAGGCCAUUCUCAAUGGAUGGCAAACCUGCGCAUCUGCAGAAGACAUGGCUAGAGUAUUUAGUAUUACAUGUAAAAUGGGACACAACAUACAAGGUUCUUUUGUGGGGAAACAUUUGCUUUCUCCUGUUGCUACUUUUCUUACCAAAACUGCUCACUUAUUUCAUUGAGAAGAACAUGUCAUACCAGAAGUGGACCAUGUCAAUUUCUAUUUCAUCUCCAACUUGUCGAAGGAGGAACAUCUUUUUUCCAUUAUGGUUCUUAUUAGAAGGCUCACGUGAUGGGAAAGUCUGGUUCUCAAUGGCCCUUUAUCUUUUGUACUUGCUGAUGUUUCCAUGGUUUUGGGGCCAUGCUGCAUCGGAGGAUGGCAUGCUUUCUCACAUUUCCAUCCACGGAUGGACAGUUAGUUUACCUGGAGGAAUAAGAAAGGACAGCGUGGCAAGCCUUGACAUAAUGGCCAUUACGCUGCCAUUCAUGUAUCUGGUAGUGAGCCCUUUAUUUCUUCUGGUCUACUGUAUGUUCACUGAAAGAUCUCUGUUCAACUUACACUCUGGUAGCAAAUUAAGAUGCUCCCAAAAAUCAAAAUCCUUGAUGCCAAAAAUGGCAAGAAGCUUGCAGGAGGCUGCUGAUGGUAAAAAUCCCAGGGUUGAUCAUAAUGCAAAGGCAUUAUCAUGCAAAAUUUGCAGCGGUUGGACGAGGACUGGUCUCCUGUUGGCAAGCAUGGUGGUUCUGUAUAUAAAUUUCACGCUCUGUACUUAUCUUGCACGAGCAUAUGGAGCUGUGGUGGUUAUCCUUUCACCAGGCCUAUUGUGGGGACCAACAUUAUUAUUGGCUUAUGCAAUUUGUUCAUCCAGGUUGGGUGUUGGAACAUACAGUCUGGAGCCAUCUUGUUCACAAUGACUCUCACAUUCCAGAAUAUCUCACGCCACCAGUGGUUGGGUAAAAGCAAUGAAUAGAUGGAGCGCAAAUGAUUAUCACCUAUGAUGUUUAUCAAAUUGUUAUAAAAUUUAUCUAGAGCCCGCCCACAAAAAAACUGGUGUUACUUUUUUGGUAGUCUAGGUGCUUCUGGGACACCUCCAGCAACUGCGUGGAAGUUCAGAAAUAAAACAUGUAAAUACAGUUGUCAUAUUUCUCUUGAAUGGUUUCUUGAUGAAUCGAUAUGUGCCGAUAAUCACAGCUGAGCUAACCCAUUCUUGACGAAACAGUUGAAGCCUAGAGAACAAAUUUUCUACGUACAUUUCGUUAUGUAGUUUGUCCACAAGUUCUCAGCUGCCAGUGAUUUAUUUGAUUAUCUGGUCUAGAGGAUAGCUGUAUAGCUGGAUUUUUGAAUCUUCCGAUUUUCAAUUUGCUUACUUGUUCUGAGGUUGUGGAGCUGCAGCCAUGUAUGUAAGUUGAAUAUCAUCUUAUUGGAAAAUAUUUCUGCCACGAAA